UGCAUUCUAUAAUUAGUCAAAGCAUAGGCCAAUGACAAUACAUCCUGUUUCCAUCAUUCAUCAAAAACAAACAUGCACACACGUUGUUCCAACCAUUCACUAAAACUGAAUAAUUAACAACCAAAAGUUCCUCCCAUCAAGAAAACACUUUGCCUCCAUCCCUUUCUUUCCAUAUUUUCUUUCAUUUUCACCUCACCAACAACCCCAUUUUCGUUAACUUUCUUGUCAUAUGAUCUCAAGUUUCAUUUUCUUAACUUAACAUUUUUGCUAGAAUCAACAAGAAAAUGGCUGUCUAGGAAUACUUUUAUGGAAUGUGUGAUAUUUGAAGGGCGUUAAACGUGAAGUAUGAUUCUUGAAACGAACAAUAAUUCAAUGGCUGGAUUCAAGAAGUCACGUUUGGCCAAUGAUUCAGGGGUCACUAGUCCUCAUUCCCCAAAGAAUCUACCUUCAGAUAUGGAGUUGAUGAAGGAAAAGUUUGCAAAGUUGCUUCUUGGUGAGGAUAUGUCUGGUGGAGGAAAGGGUGUUUCGUCUGCGCUGGCUUUGUCAAAUGCAAUCACAAAUCUAUCAGCUUCUGUUUUUGGAGAAAUGAAGAGAUUAGAGCCAAUGUCAGCUGAGAGAAAAGAGAAAUGGAGGAAAGAAAUUGGUUGGCUUUUAUCUGUCACAGAUCACAUUGUUGAAUUUGUUCCUUGUAAACAAAAAUCAAAAGAUGGAACAAACAUGGAGGUUAUGGUAACAAAGCAGCGAUCUGAUCUUCAAAUGAACAUUCCAGCACUACGCAAGCUAGAUGCAAUGCUUAUUGAUUGCUUAGAUGGCCUUAACGAUCAACACGAGUUCUCCUAUGUAUCAAAAGAUGAUGAAUCAGAAGAAGGAAAAAACAGCAGGAAAGAUGACAAAUGGUGGAUACCUACUCCUAAGGUUCCUCCUAACGGCUUGUCUGAUUUUAUGAGGAAAUGGCUGCGAUGUCAGAAGGAUUCAGUAAACCAAGUUCAUAAAGCAGCCAUGGCCAUAAAUUCUCAAGUCCUAUCAGAAAUGGCGAUUCCAGAAAGUUAUAUAGAAUCCCUACCUAAGAAUGGGAGAGCAAGCCUAGGAGAUUCGAUCUACAAAAGCAUCACCGAGGAAUACUUUGAUCCAGAUUACUUCUUCACAACGAUGGACAUGUCGUCAGAACAUAAAAUCUUAGACCUCAAGGACAGGAUCGAGGCUUCUGUAGUUAUUUGGAGAAGAAAAAUGAAUGCUAAAGAUGGGAAGUCAUCCUGGGGUUCGACUGUUAGCUUUGAGAAGAGAGGAAUAUUUGAAGAAAGAGCAGAAGUCGUCUUGCUAAUUCUUAAGCAGCACUUCCCUGGAAUUUCUCAGUCAACACUAGACAUUAGUAAAAUCCAAUACAACAAAGAUGUGGGACAAGCUGUUUUAGAAAGCUAUUCAAGAAUAAUAGAAAGCAGGGCAUUCACAAUCAUGUCACGAAUUGAAGACGUUCUCCAAGCAGAUGCUAUGGCCCAAAAUCCUUCCAAUGGAGUAGCAAAGAGACCACUAUCAGAUAAAGAAGAAGCAGGGAAGCUUAAUUCUGCAGACAAUGGAGCUGCAAUGACACUUUUGGACUUCAUCGGAUGGACACCUGAUCAAGAAAGCGACUACACUAAGAAAGAUUUGAAGGAGGAUCCAACUAAAGAUAUUGACACAAAGAUCAAAUGCAAAGCUCCUAACAUAGUCACCAACAAGAGGUUUUCUUACCUAGAGAACUUAGGUAUGUGUAGAAGUCCAACAGCCCGUCACUAAUUGAUGGCAGUGCAGAAUUUUAGUUAACUCAUGAGGAGCGACAGCAGAAUUCAUGGAAGUCUGAAAGCUUGUCCUCAAAUGUACAUGUUGAGAUGAAUCACACCCAUCUAGGAUUUAACUAAGCGAUUCCUUUUGUAAGUAGGGAAAAGUUAGUGGACCUACCGGGUCUGUGGAACUUCUUUUGAAGUGAUUUAGUAUGUACCAUAUGUCACCUUGUUAUAGAACAAUGUGAAUUUUGGACUUUUUGCAAAUAGUCCAAUGAUAAUGUGAAUGACCUUAGGUCUUUAGAUUUAUUGGGAAGGAAGUCUGCAAUACA
This is a messenger RNA of Capsicum annuum, 2089 nucleotides long. Its product is annotated as rop guanine nucleotide exchange factor 12. Gene Ontology annotation, molecular function: guanyl-nucleotide exchange factor activity. The record is from RefSeq and is a predicted model, not a curated record. NCBI's taxonomy places the organism in Eukaryota, Viridiplantae, Streptophyta, Magnoliopsida, Solanales, Solanaceae. The transcript is spliced from 7 exons. Bases 346 to 1773 code for a protein of 475 amino acids.